Astyanax mexicanus (Mexican tetra) is the source of this 1571-nucleotide messenger RNA. It is a transcript of the gene atoh1a, whose product is annotated as atonal bHLH transcription factor 1a. The transcript has a single exon. NCBI's taxonomy places the organism in Eukaryota, Metazoa, Chordata, Actinopteri, Characiformes, Acestrorhamphidae. The coding region runs from base 186 to 716 and encodes 176 amino acids. The record is from RefSeq and is a predicted model, not a curated record. Gene Ontology annotation, molecular function: protein dimerization activity.
CCAGUAAAGAAAUCCUCCCGUGGACGGAGCGCGAGCGGCAGGUGCGAGAAGAGGAGACACGCGCACACCCUCUCUCCCUCUCUUUCUCACGUGCGCGCACACGCACACAGACACAAACACCUCGUCCGCUCACGCGCCCCGACGUUGGACUUUUGGGACUUUUAUUUGCGCGCAACGGCACGGGAAUGAACACGGACGGGCCGGACGGAGCCGCUAGCGCACUCCCGUACGCCGCCGAGGCGCGCCCCUGGCUCGCCCCCUCGCACACGCCACGCGCCGCCCACCCGCCGCGUCCAAACCGCGGCUCUUCCAGCCCCCCCGUGGCCAAGGCUGGCAGCAGCACCGUGGCCGUGCAGAAGCAGCGGCGCAUCGCGGCGAACGCGCGCGAGCGGCGGCGCAUGCACGGCCUGAACCACGCCUUCGACGAGCUGCGCAGCGUCAUCCCGGCGCUGGACAACGACAAGAAACUGUCAAAGUACGAGACGCUGCAGAUGGCGCAGAUCUACAUCAGCGCGCUCGCGGACCUGCUGCGCGCACCCGGCUCGUCGCCCGUGCCACCCGGCGCGCUAAGGCGCGAGGACGAGUCGCGCGCAGGUCGCAGUGACGGAGAACUGUCUCCGCACUCGCACUUCAGCGACUCGGACGAAGCGCACGCGGAACUGCCCAGCGAGGACGAGCUGAGCGAGCUGAGGGCACUCGGACACGGAGCAUUUUAAAGACAGACCCCCGACAACACGGGGGUCCCUAAAAAUGAUGCCGAGAAGCCAGAGAGAGAAAGAGGAGAGACUGGCCAGCAUUUUCGUGUCAAUCGUGGAGUUUGGAGUUCCAAAAGUUUGAAAAAGCGCGCCGUCUCUGAUUCCCACCCGCACCGAGGGCUCAUCACGCCUCCCUCAUGCUGGGAUUGGUCACCGUAUCUGUCCGCCGGUGCUACGACUGGCUGCCAGUCGUGCCAGAAUACGGGUGGGAAACGAAACGACAAGACGACGCUCUUUCCUCUCUGAUCUUCACAAUAAGGCCUACUCAGCUGUCCUGGUGACUUUGUGACUUUUUUCAAACCUAAAUGUAAUUUUUAAAGACUCCUUCGCCAACACAAAUGAUUCUUUUUGCCUUUUCCUGAAACUGAAAAAAAAAAAACCACGACGCCAUCGAGCAGCAGUGCCAUGGGCUCGAAUGUCAUGAAAAAGCUGUCUUCCAUAUAAAAUGACCGACCCGUUUUAUGCAUUUCAUUGAAUUGAUGAUUUGUUUGAGCUGUCUAAAGAUUCUGCGACUUCUAAAGUUUACUUGCACUUUAAACACGGGCCAUAGGCUUGAGGAACAUGCUUUUUUGUAAUGAAAAGGUUUUGUUGUUUUUUUUUUUUGUGUAGCCUAGUAAUGCCAAUUUGAUGAAGAUAUUUAAUAGGAGCCAUUAGAUGUUUUGUAUAUUUGUUGCUUUUGAAUAUUAGAUUCCAAUGCGAGGUUUUUCUUCAUUGUUGUUUUGUUUUUUGCUUCUGUUUAAAUAAUUAAUUUAUUCUUUUUUGUCCAACUUGUGUUUUUUGUUAUUUUAUGUUUUUGAAAAUAGAGAAUUUGCCACA